This is a messenger RNA of Apaloderma vittatum (bar-tailed trogon), 1958 nucleotides long. It is a transcript of the gene CTDSPL, whose product is annotated as CTD (carboxy-terminal domain, RNA polymerase II, polypeptide A) small phosphatase-like. Lineage: Eukaryota; Metazoa; Chordata; Aves; Trogoniformes; Trogonidae. The transcript has 9 exons. Gene Ontology annotation, molecular function: RNA polymerase II CTD heptapeptide repeat phosphatase activity. The record is from RefSeq and is a predicted model, not a curated record. The coding region runs from base 131 to 1012 and encodes 293 amino acids.
AAAUACAAAUCUGCAUAUUGAUUUUUUAAACAAACAAGCAAAUCCCCCUCCCUUCGCCGCCGCCCCCCCGCCCCGCACACAAGCCUGCCUCUGGGAGGGAGAUAACCAGGUGGAAUCUCACUCUGUUUCCAUGGACAACCCGUCCAUUAUCACCCAGGUGACUAACCCCAAAGAGGAGGAGAUCCUGUCCUGCACUCAGGAUAAAGUGUCCCAAUGUAAUAUCAGCUUGAAGAAGCAGAGGAGUCGAAGUAUCUUUAGCACCUUAUUCUGCUGCUUUCGUGACUACAAUGUCGAACCACCAUCUACCAAUAGCACCAGUGCUCUUCCUCCUUUGGUGGAGGAGAAUGGAGGACUUCAGAAGGGUGACCAGAUGCAGGUCAUGCCUAUACCAAGUGGAAUAUACUAUUUCCACGGGACUGAAGCAGUGCAGCAGUCGUUUCACUACAAGCCACCAGCUAAAUACCUCCUGCCAGAACUGACAGCAUCAGACUAUGGGAAGAAGUGUGUGGUCAUUGAUUUAGAUGAAACUUUAGUGCACAGUUCAUUUAAGCCAAUUAGCAAUGCUGAUUUCAUCGUUCCUGUUGAAAUCGAUGGAACCAUACACCAGGUUUAUGUAUUGAAGCGACCACAUGUGGACGAGUUUCUUCAGAGGAUGGGAGAGCUCUUUGAAUGUGUACUCUUCACAGCCAGUCUAGCCAAGUAUGCGGACCCAGUAGCCGACUUAUUGGAUCGCUGGGGUGUGUUCAGGGCAAGGCUCUUUAGAGAAUCCUGUGUUUUCCACCGUGGAAAUUAUGUGAAGGAUCUGAGUCGACUGGGACGUGAGCUGAGUAAAGUUAUUAUAGUAGAUAAUUCUCCUGCAUCUUACAUCUUCCAUCCUGAAAAUGCAGUGCCUGUGCAGUCCUGGUUUGAUGACAUGACAGACACAGAGCUGCUAGACCUUAUUCCUUUCUUUGAAGGACUAAGCAAAGAGGAAGAAGUUUACAGUAUGCUUCAUAAACUCUGCAACAGGUAGCCCUCAACUUUGACUGACUUCUGCUCCUCGAGUGCAGUCACCAGAGGCCGUCUCCAUCUUUUUCAGCUCUUUCAAAUGUAAGCUUUGGGGAGGUCACCCCUGUCAGAAGUGCUACUCUUGAUCUUCCUGUUACAUUGGACACCAAGGACAAUCAUGAGUGAUGCUAUUAAGCCUUCAGAAGCCUGACUCCUAAGGUCAUGUGUUCAGACUACUUUUUUAAAGGAAAAAAAAAAAAAAAGAAGCUAUUUUAAAUGGGACUCUUUUAAUGAAUUUCAUAAAUGGACAUCUUUUACUGGAUCAGCUUUUCUUAAAACAUGCCAAAAAAGAAGCUUGUAUUUCAGCAGUUAAGUUUCUCUCCCUUUCUUCCCCUCCCACUAUGCAGACAAUUUUACCCCCCUGCUUAGAGCAGUUGACCUGACUCUGAAUUUUUUCUUACAGAAUGAAGUGCCUUUUUGAAUGUUAUUUUAAGAUAAAAAUUCAUUUUUGUAUAAGACGUAUUUCCAGACAUCUUUUAGUCUUGUAUUGUCUAAAUGCUUUAAAAGGAAAAAGGAAAAAAUUUUAUAGAGCACUGUAAUAUAUAACAAAGGAAAAAGUUGAAACAAAGAUGCUGGGUUCCUGUCUCCACAAUGACAUUAAGUUGUAUUACGUUGUGUCACGCUCAGAAGGUUUAAGCGUUUGUGGGAGGGGUGAUUUGGGUUGAUUACGUGGUGGUUUCACUGCUAAGAUUUCGGGCACAGUUUUGAACAUAUCUGCAGUUGUUUGAGUAUUAGGGAAUGAUGGAAUUGAGAAAUUAAGGUGGCUACUAGACCUAAAGCACCUUUUAUUCUAGACAAAUGAAGUUCUGUUGUCUCUGCUUACGCACAACUGCCAUGCCUCUCGUUUUUUGGAAAACCAUUACCUUGGGAGAUGGGGAGGAGAUCUAUUUAUUAGUUUAGGAUUCUUUCCU